GGGUGGGUGAAGUGGCAAGAUCUUAUUGGUUCACGUGUGACCCAAUCUUUACACCACGAAGCACAGCAACAUUUGGCCAAGAGAGAAGUAGUUGUUGGACUGGGGAGCCUUUGAGCUUGAGGUCAGUCAAAGUUACAAACGAGUUCGAUCAUUCAUCAGCUUCAACUUCAAUCCAACUAAGGUUCUAGGAUUUCGUGAGUAGCGAUGGAUUUCAGAAAUUUGAAUCCUGCACAGAUCACUAUGAUGGGAUCUGGAUUCUGUGUUAUGCUUUCAAUGCAUUUCACGACGCAGUUACUGUCACAGCAUCUCUUCUAUUGGAAGAAUCCAAAGGAGCAAAAGGCUAUUAUCAUCAUCAUCCUCAUGGCUCCCAUCUAUGCUGUUGUCUCCUUUGUGGGACUCUUGGAUAUUAGGGGAAGCAAGGAGUUCUUCACUUUCUUGGAGUCCAUCAAGGAAUGCUAUGAAGCUCUUGUCAUUGCCAAGUUCCUCUCUUUGAUGUACAGUUACUUGAACAUAUCCAUCAGCAGAAACAUUGUGCCUGAUGAGAUCAAAGGCAGGGAAAUUCACCACUCUUUUCCCAUGACACUUUUCCAGCCUCAUACUGUUCGACUGAACCACCAUACGCUAAAGCUUCUAAAGUACUGGACAUGGCAGUUUGUUGUGAUCCGACCAGUGUGUUCCGUGCUGAUGAUUUUGUUACAAGCAGUUGGGCUGUAUCCAAAUUGGUUGAGCUGGGGAUUCACCAUUAUUCUCAACAUUUCUGUUUCCUUGGCCUUGUAUUCUCUGGUGGUCUUUUACCAUGUGUUUGCAAAAGAAUUGGCACCACACAAACCACUAGCAAAGUUCUUAUGCAUCAAAGGAAUUGUUUUCUUCUGCUUUUGGCAGGGAAUGUUGCUUGACAUCUUAGGAGGAAUGGGCGUACUCAAGCCUCGUCAUUUGAAGUUAGACGUGGAGCAUGUCGAGGAAGCGAUGCAGAACAUUUUGGUUUGUAUAGAAAUGGUUAUCUUUUCUGUUCUUCAGCAGUAUGCUUAUCAUGUUCAUCCAUAUAGUGGACAGGUUGAGCAAAUGCUGAAACAGAACAAGAAGAAUGAGUGAUGCUAUGUGCACAAAGAUAGAAUGAUAUUGAUGAUGCAGAUAUGUGUUCUAGUUCUAGGAUCUAGAGUUCCACAAUAGAAACAUGAAAAACAUUGAUGCUUAAUACAAGUGCAUGUGCUCUUUUUGUGAAGAACAUAUGAUGUAUUUUUAUCAUGGUUGCAUUAAUUUAUGGGAUUACUAAGGAACUUUAAUUUGCUCAUAUUAUAUCAAUUGCAUCGGCUAAUAAUUGUUCCUC
Messenger RNA from Arachis ipaensis, 1327 nucleotides. RefSeq lists its product as uncharacterized. Lineage: Eukaryota; Viridiplantae; Streptophyta; Magnoliopsida; Fabales; Fabaceae. The record is from RefSeq and is a predicted model, not a curated record.